This is a messenger RNA of Helicoverpa zea (corn earworm), 876 nucleotides long. Its product is annotated as probable serine/threonine-protein kinase kinX. The transcript has 4 exons. The record is from RefSeq and is a predicted model, not a curated record. NCBI's taxonomy places the organism in Eukaryota, Metazoa, Arthropoda, Insecta, Lepidoptera, Noctuidae. The coding region runs from base 1 to 855 and encodes 284 amino acids.
AUGGAGGAUUUUUUCAAAAAUCUUAAGGGUGAUACUCUUUUCAAUGUUGAAAAUCCAACUGUAGAACCCAAAAACGAUGAAAGUAACUUGUUAGUACAAAACAAAGCUGAGGAAAAUACCAAUGUAUUACAGCAAAAAGAUGAACCGGUUCAUAAUCCUAUAAAAAAUAUGGAUUUGGUUACCCCGGACGGUAGCGGAGCACCAGAUAAGAUUAAAGAAGUAAAGGAUGAGAAGAAGGCUAACGAAGAGACGAAGACCCCAUCAAAAUCCAAAAUCGAUGAAAGUAACAUGUUAGUACAAAACAAAGCUCCAGAGAACGUCAACAUAGUACCUCAAAUCGAUGAACCGGUAUAUAAUCCUAUAAAAACUAUGGAUUUGGUUACCCCGGAGGGUAGUGGAAUGCAGGAAAAGAUUAAAGAUGUAAAGGAUGAGAAUAAUACUGCUCUUGAAGAGCUGAAGAAAAAAUCAAUGCCUGACUCCAAUCUGGAUAACCCUAUGCUUGCAACGACCAGCUCAGAAACUUUAAAAAGAAUGUCCAGUACACCACCUGAUGUCCGCGAGAUUAAUGAGAAGCUCACUGAAAUAUCAUUGCAAUCUCAAGCAGCACUGGAAGAUCUGAAGACACAAUCCACCAGGAUCAUUGAUCAUGCUAAAUCGCAAACGAACAAGGUGUUGGAGAACGCUAAGCUCAACUUUAGUAUGUUCACCAGGGCACUUGAGCAGGAAUUGGAACAGCAGACGCCGAAGCAACCAGUAGUAGUGGAUAUAGAUCCUCCGAAGUCGGCUGAAGCGACCUUUGAUGAACUCGUAGAGCGGUAUUCAAGGAGUGAUAAUAUUAUGGACUUCUUUAACUGAGUAAUACACAUACGAGAAACG